Molecule: messenger RNA, 2022 nt
Organism: Prunus armeniaca (apricot)
Lineage: Eukaryota; Viridiplantae; Streptophyta; Magnoliopsida; Rosales; Rosaceae
Source: the annotation of a GenBank genome assembly
AUGAAUGUGGUUGGAAAGGGAAAUGUGAAGCUGCUAUUGAAUGGAGUUAACCAUGUUGUACAUGAAGUGUACUAUGUUCCAAAGCUAAAAAAUAAUCUCUUGAGCAUAGGACAACUUCAAGAAAGAGCUCAGACUCCAGUCCCUACAAAUGCUCAGCCAGAAAGAUGUCUUCAUACAAGCCUUCAAGAUCUCUCUUCCAUUUGGCAUCGACGAUAUGGCCGCUUGAGUUACAAAGCAAAGUGUGAGGCACUGAAUUGCUUCAAGGUUUUCAAAAAGAUGGUGGAGAAAGAGAAAGGGUUGUUUGUCAAGUGCUUGCGGACAGAUGGAGGGGGUGAAUUCACUUUAAAUGACUUCAAUGAUUUUUACAAACAAAGUGGAAUCAAGAGACAAUUAACUAUUGCAUAUACACCACAACAAAACGGCGUAGCUGAGAGGAAAAAUCAAACUGUGAUGAAUAUGGUGACGGACAUUGGCAGUGAAGAUCGUCACACCACAAGAGGCGUGGAGUGGAGUAAAGCCCUCAGAAGAAAAGCAGUGGGAUUUGGAGUGAAUUUUGAGGUGCAAAUCUUGUUAGACUUGGAGUGGGGAGAGAAUGAAGAAAACAAUGAGGGUGAAGAGAGGGUGAGUGAAAAUGAAGAUGAAGAUGGCAAUGGUGAUAGAGGGGAAAGAAGUGAUAGUGAGGGCAAUGAAGAAGCAUGGGGUAGAGAAGUAGGAAAUCCUUAUGGGCCUGAUGAGAAUGAAGGGAAAGUGAACGAAGGGAGAGUGAGACAUCCUCCUCCUUAUUUGUACUAUUAUGUUAGUGGAGAAAGUUUGGGUGAAGACGAGGUACACAUGGCACAAGUUGUGGCAACUGAAGAUCAUUUUCAUCUUGAAGAAGCAGUGAAGAAUGUGAAGUGGAGACAAGCUAUGGACAGUGAGAUCAACUCCAUUGAAAAGAACAAGACAUGGACAUUAACUGAGUUGCCUGCUAGAGCUAAAAAGAUCGGUGUCAAGUGGGUUUACAAGACCAAGUACAAUGAGCAUGGGGAGAUUAACAAGCAUAAGGCACGCUUAGAAGCCAAAGGCUACUCACAGAAGCACGACAUAGAUUACACAGAGGUCUUUGCACCAGUGGCAAGGAUGGACACAGGGUUAGAGAAGAAAGGCAAGAAGCAUUUGGUCUAUAAGCUACACAAGUCUUUGUAUGGAUUAAAACAAGCUCCACGAGCUUGGUUUAGUCGAAUCGAAGCAUAUUUCAUCAAUGAAGGCUUCCAGAGGUGUGACAUUGAGCAAACUUUGUUUACAAAGAGGAACAGAGAAGGACAGAUUAUCAUUGUAAGUAUCUAUGUUGAUGAUUUAAUUUUUACUGGUGAUGAUGAGGAUAUGAUGUCUGAAUUCAAGAGUUAUAUGUUAAGAGAAUUUGAUAUGUCUGAUUUGGGAAGCAUGAGAUUUUUCCUUGGCAUUGAAGUACUUCAAAGAGCAUAUGGUAUCUUUAUAUGUCAAAAAAGGUAUGCACUGGAAAUUCUAAAAAGAUUUGGGAUGCUAGAAAGUAAUGAGGUGAAUAGUCCAAUUAUUCUAGGCUUUAUGAUCAGUAAAGAUGAAGAUGAAAUCACUGUGGAUGAGACGUACUUCAAGCAAUUGGUAGGAAGCUUGACGUACCUUACUACCACGAGACCAAACAUGAUGUUUGUCACCAGCCUCAUAAGCAGGUAUAUGGCAAAACCAAUUGAGCUUCAUCUACAAGCUGCGAAGAGAGCUCUUCGAUAUCUAAAAGAGAUUGUGAAUUAUGGCAUUCAUUACAAGAGAGGUGGAGAUGGUAAAUUGCUUGCUUUCACAGAUAGUAAUUAUGCAAGAGAUAUGAAAGAUAGGAAGAGUACAAGUGGCUAUGUGUUCUUGCUGAGUUCUAGUGUUGUAUCAUGGAGUUCAAAAAAACAACCAAUUGUUACGCUAUCUACUACGGAAGCAGAGUUUGUAGCAGCUGUAGUGUGUGCGUGUCAAGCAAAUUGGAUGAAAAAGGGUAUUGAAGGAGCUCGGGCAUGGUGA